This is a messenger RNA of Vombatus ursinus (common wombat), 2017 nucleotides long. It is a transcript of the gene MEOX2, whose product is annotated as mesenchyme homeobox 2. Gene Ontology annotation, cellular component: nucleus. NCBI's taxonomy places the organism in Eukaryota, Metazoa, Chordata, Mammalia, Diprotodontia, Vombatidae. The record is from RefSeq and is a predicted model, not a curated record. Gene Ontology annotation, biological process: positive regulation of transcription by RNA polymerase II. Gene Ontology annotation, molecular function: DNA-binding transcription factor activity, RNA polymerase II-specific; RNA polymerase II cis-regulatory region sequence-specific DNA binding. Bases 1 to 945 code for a protein of 314 amino acids. The transcript has 3 exons.
AUGGAGCACCCGCUCUUCGGCUGCCUGCGCAGCCCGCACGGCACCGCUCAGGGCCUGCACCCCUUCUCGCAGUCUUCCCUGGCUCUUCACGGCCGCUCGGACCACAUGUCCUACCCCGAACUCUCGCCCUCGGCCUCUUCGUGUAUAAUCGCUGGCUACGCCAACGAGGAGGGCAUGUUCGGCAGCCAGCACCACCCGCGCGGCCACCACCACCACCACCACCACCACCAUCACCACCCACAGGCACCCCCGCCGCCGCCGCCGCCGCCGCCACCCCCGCCGCAGCAUCAGGCGCUGCAGGGCAGCUGGCACCUCCCGCCCCUGGCUUCGCCUCCCGCUGCCGCCCGCCACAGCCUGUGCUUGCAACCCGACGCCGGCGGCGGCCCGGAGCUGGGCGGCGGUGCCCAGGGUUUGUGCGCCUCUUCGGGCAGCUUAGGUGCCAGCACGCCCACGGGGGCGGCUUGCGCACCAGGGGACUACGGGCGCCAGGCGCUGUCCCCCGGGGACGCCGAGAAGAGGGCCGGCAAGAGGAAGAGCGAUAGUUCAGACUCCCAGGAAGGAAAUUACAAGUCGGAAGUAAAUAGUAAGCCCAGGAAGGAAAGGACAGCAUUCACCAAGGAGCAGAUCCGAGAGCUCGAGGCAGAAUUUGCUCAUCAUAACUACCUGACCCGGCUGAGGAGAUAUGAGAUUGCAGUGAACUUGGAUCUCACGGAAAGACAGGUGAAAGUCUGGUUCCAAAACAGGAGGAUGAAAUGGAAGCGGGUAAAAGGAGGCCAGCAAGGGGCAGCUGCCCGAGAAAAGGAACUGGUGAAUGUGAAAAAGGGGACCCUGCUGCCUUCAGAGCUCUCUGGCAUUGGGGCCACUGGCCUCCAGCACACAGGGGACUCGUUAGCCAACGAUGACAGCCAUGAUAGCGACCACAGCUCCGAGCACGCUCACUUAUGAUACCGAGCGCGGGAUGCGCCGAGCGAGCGCCGUUCUCAGGAAAGAAACGCUAGCAUGGCGAGCCUUACUUACCCAGACGUGGUUUACAGAGGGAGAAGACAGUGGCAGUGAGCAUUGGCUUUCUGACAGCCAGCCUUCUCCUGCUUGUCCCUCUUGAGCUGUAGAGGGCUAAGUGCCACUUCUCCGAGGGGCCUCCAUGGUGAUGAUGCUGAAGAUGGACUUGCUUGGAACAUUCCGCACUCGUUGGCCAUGCCUUGGACAAUGGGCAGGUCUUUGUUUGCUUAGCUUGCACUGAAAAAUAAAUUGCUAUGGAGAGCAAAAUAGGAGACAUUUUAUCUUGAACAGUCCCAGGGCCCCAAAUCACUGUUUAUUGGAUAAGAAAUGUAUUUUAACUCUGUAUAUAUUUACCUUAUGGCAUUUUCCUGUCUUCACUAACUUUUGCAAAGCAUUCAUAUUAGCUUAUGGCAAUAGACAUUUCCUAAUGACAAUCUUCAUCUUGUCUCCCUUCUGUUUUCUCGUUUCAAAGACAAAGCAUACAUGCUAACUUGUGUUCCUUCCAGUAGAGGAAGAUGGAAUAGAAGAGACGGAUGGAACACACCCUUCUUUGUACCACAGACAAAACAAAUCUUCUGUUGCAUUUACUAUCGACUGCUGCUAAUAGGGUAUUAUAGACCUUACCUAGCUCUUCAACUCUUCCUAUCUUAUAGCUUGAAAAAUGUGUUUUUUUUUAGGAUCAUAAAAAUUAGUCAUCUUUCAGAAGUUUGUAUGCCAACUAUUGCCCAAAGUCAUCUCUAUAAAAUAUUAGAAAAUAUCAAGUAUUGCUUCUACAAUGGGAAUAAGUCAUUUCACCAGAAGGAAGGUUUUUGUUUUUGUUGUUGUUUUUUUCAUAUGGCAUUGAAUAGCAAGAGAUACAUUGUAAAGCAAAAUUGGUAGUUGGUAGUUCAGAAACUGUCUCCAGCUUAAGUUCAUCUUAAUAAACCUACACAUUGUUGUUUCAUAUAUAUGUGUACAUAUAGAACACCAAAGCCUUAACAGAAAACAUGAUUGUAAUUUGUAAAAAAAAAAAGUUUAA